GCUUACUUCUUCCGGUUCACGCUCCUCACGCUGUCGCGAGCAUGGCAGCGAAAAACAACCAUCGCAGGAAACACAAACCCGCAUUUAAAGCGAGUUUUAAGGCCGAAGAAUUAGAGCCGGAGGCCGAGAAUGGCGACGGAGAGGGGGACGAAGAAGCGGCAGCUGACGGAGGUGAAGGAAAAGCGGGAGAAAACGACGACGAGUUCAGCCUGGACGAAGUUCUACGGCUGGGAGGAACACAGGCCGAUUAUAUUCUUCUCGCCGCCAUCGACGACUCCAAAGAGCUCGUCAAUGGAGGUAAGAAAGAUGCCAUAGAUGAUCUGGAGGAGGGCGAGCUGGCGAAAUUCAUCAACAAACUGGGCUUUGGCGCUUUUGCGGGUCAGAACAUCAUCGCAGAGGAGCCAGAGGCCGACGACGCUGGGGGCUCUGGUGAGAAGGAAAGUAAAAAAGCAAAAAACAAGAAAACGUCAGCAGAAGAAGAAGAAACAUCCAGUGGUCUGAAGAAAGUCGUCAGUGACCUGCAGGAAGUGAGCAAACAGAAGGCCAAGAAGACGAAAGACGCUCAGGCAAGAAAAAAGACCAAGCAGAACCUGAAUGUGUUUGAGUUUCAGCAGAGACAGAACCUGCUCAUCAAACCUGGAGGGAAGUGGUUCGACCUGGAAUAUACCACCGAGGGUUCGUCCACGCCGCAGGAUCCGCAGCUUGUCUCCAAGUACAAGACGUUGGCUCAGCAGCUGUUUGAGGCGGAGGUGGAGCUCUACAAGAGCAAGAAGGUCCUGCAGAAAGGGGCCAACUCCCACUGGAUGAAGACGGUCGUCUCCUCCGGCGUGCUGGCCGACAGGAUGGCGGCCAUGACGGUCCUGAUCCAGGACGCUCCAGUGCACACGGUGGAUCACGUGAGUAACCUGGUGUCCAUGGUGAAGAAGAAGGGCAGCAGGAGGAUGGGUCUGAUGGCUCUGGACACACUGCGAGAGCUGCUGCUGUCCGACCUGCUGCCGGAGAACAGGAAGCUCCGCGCCUUCGCCCAGCACCCGUUUGACCAGCUGGAAGAGAAAGCCAGUGGCAACCGCGACUCCCGCGACCGCCGCCUUGUCCUCUGGUACUUCGAGCACCAGCUGAAGCACCAGGUGGCCGAGUUCGUGGCGGCGCUGGACUCGGUGGCUCACGACACGGUGGCGGCGACCAAGGCGAAGGCACUGGCCACCGCCCACGAGCUCCUCUGCGGCCGCCCCGAGCAGGAGAAGGCUCUGCUCAACCAGGUCGUCAACAAGCUGGGAGACCCCGAGUACAAGACGGCGGCCAAAGCCACCUACCUGCUGGAGACGCUGCUGCACAAACACCCCAACAUGAAGGUGGUGGUGUGCUGCGAGGUGGAGCGGCUCAUGUUCCGGCCCAACAUCGCCGCCAAAGCGCAGUACUACGCCGUCUGCUUCCUCAGCCAGGUGCUGCUGAGCCACGACGAGGCCGAGCUUGCCGCCAAACUCAUCACCAUCUACUUCUCCUUCUUCCGCGCCUGCGUCAAGAACAAGGACAUCGAGUCCAAGAUGCUGAGCGCGCUGCUGUCGGGCGUGAACCGGGCGUAUCCGUACGCUGGCGCCGGCGACGAGAAGGUGAAGGAGCAGCUGGACACGCUGUUCAGGGUGGUCCACCUGGUGAAGUUCAACACGGCCGUGCAGGCGCUGAUGCUGCUCUUCCAGGUGAUGGACUCACAGCAGACCGUCUCUGACCGGUAUUACGUCGCCCUCUACAGGAAGUUGUUGGACCCUGGUCUGUCGUCGUCCUCCAGACAGAGCAUGUUCCUCAACCUCCUGUACAAGUCUCUGAAGGCCGACAUCGUGCUGCGGCGGAUCAAAGCCUUCGUCAAGCGUCUGCUGCAGGUCAGCGCCGAGCAGAGCGCCAGCUUCGCCUGCGGCGCCCUCUUCCUGGUGUCAGAGGUCAUGAAGGCCAAGCCCGGCCUGAAGAUCCUGCUGCAGGAGACCGAGGACGGAGAGGAGGAGGAGUUUAAAGAUAUGGCCGAGGAAAACGAUGAUGAAGAGGAGAACUUUGUGGACGCAGAUAAAGUCCAGGAAGGAGGAAACGCUGAGUCGGCACACGCUAAACCUGCUGCAUCAUGGGUUCAUCACCACAACCUGGAAGCAUCGGGAGGGAAAGCGGCGCAGACGUACGACCCGCUGCACAGAAACCCGAUGUUCUGCGGCGCGGACUACACAACGCUGUGGGAGCUACAGCGGCUCUCGCUGCACUUUCAUCCGUCUGUGUCGCUGUUUGCAAAAACAAUCCUGCAGGGCGGAGUCAUCCUGUACUCUGGGGAUCCACUACAGGAUUUCACUCUCACUCGCUUCCUGGAUCGAUUCGUCUUCAGAAACCCGAAACAGCUGAAGGGACAACAAAACACAGACUCUGCCGCGCUGAGGCCCAAACACAAGUCACGGUUCAACUCUGUACCCGUGAACUGUGACGAGUUUCUGUCUAAAGAAGAAAGUCAGAUUCCUGUGGACGAGAUUUUCUUCCAUCGAUUCUUUAAGAAACGUCGUCAGGAGAAACAAAUCCGUCGUCCGCGCAGAGACGGAGACGACGAGAGCGUGGACGACGUGGACGACGAGGAGUUUGAGAAAAUCCUCGAUUCGUGUGAAGGAGACUCGUAUUUCACCGACCUGGGCAACAACGAUCUGGACUUCGCAGGGAAUGUGAAGAGUAAAAAAGGAAAGAAAGACGCCGACGACUCAGACGCCGAUGACUCGGACAUGGACGACGACGACCUGGACGACGAGGAGGUCUCUCUGGGCAGCAUGGACGAGGAGGACUUUGGAGACGAGCUGGAGGACGAGGGCGGGGCUUUCAUGGACCCAGACGGAGGCGGAGAAGACGACGACGACGAAGAAGACGAAGGCACUCCAGAGUUUGAUGACGAUGUUGCGUUCGAUGAUUCAGACGAUGAAACAGAAGCUCCAGACGUCACUCCUCAAACCAGGAAGGGGAAGAGGAAAUCAUCGGAGGAGCUCAACUUCUCUGGAUCCUUCUCUGACUCUAAAUCAGGGAAGAAGAAGAAAGGAAAGAAAGACGGAGCCAUGUUUGCUUCAGCUGAAGAGUUUGGUUCUCUGCUGGACGAAAACGCCGGCUCCAAGUUCGACAAUGUGGGCCUGAACGCCAUGGCAACCACAGACCGAGCAGGUGUGAAGCAGCUGAAGUGGGAGUCUCAGCGCGACGACUGGAUCCAGGGCCGCGACGUCAAGACGCUGCGCAAGAAGAAGGCGGUGUUCAACAAGAGGAGGCCGACGUUCGCCAGAGGCAAGGCAGGAGGCAAGACGCUCGGCGGCAACAACAACAACAACAAGAAGAGGAGGAAGUAGUUCAUCAUCAUCAUCACGAGUGUGAACUUUUUUACAAACAGACGCCUUCAGUCGUGUUUGGUCGACCACACUUCAACGUCUCGCUCUCGGAUUCCGUGAAUCCCCGCCCACUCAUUGGACUGGUAGUAAACUGGGAGGAGACAGGAGCGGUCAGCUGAUCAUGUUGUUGUUUUUACACGGUUUCAUAAGAAAGAAAACCCUAGCAGAUUUUCUUCUAUUGUAAAUCUAUAAUGAUCUGUUAUAUAAAGAGGCUAAAAAUGUUUCCUGAUGACGAUUUUACACUUGAGUAAAAACCGUUUCAGUAUGAAUCAGGUUUUUCAGGAGAUUUACACAAAUAUUUACAUAAAUAAGUCCAUAAACAAGACUCAAAUAAACACAUGUUUUCUUACCUUCAAGAAUCGAAGGGAA
Messenger RNA from Solea solea (common sole), 3758 nucleotides. It is a transcript of the gene cebpz, whose product is annotated as CCAAT enhancer binding protein zeta. Gene Ontology annotation, cellular component: nucleus. Lineage: Eukaryota; Metazoa; Chordata; Actinopteri; Pleuronectiformes; Soleidae. The coding region runs from base 42 to 3350 and encodes 1102 amino acids. The transcript is spliced from 17 exons. The record is from RefSeq and is a predicted model, not a curated record.